Rosa rugosa (rugosa rose) is the source of this 1442-nucleotide messenger RNA. Its product is annotated as telomere repeat-binding factor 2. Gene Ontology annotation, cellular component: nucleosome. Gene Ontology annotation, molecular function: double-stranded telomeric DNA binding. Gene Ontology annotation, biological process: nucleosome assembly. Bases 291 to 1196 code for a protein of 301 amino acids. The record is from RefSeq and is a predicted model, not a curated record. The transcript is spliced from 8 exons. NCBI's taxonomy places the organism in Eukaryota, Viridiplantae, Streptophyta, Magnoliopsida, Rosales, Rosaceae.
AUUUCCUCUCCAUUUCAGAAACCAAAAAACCUGAGAGCCAACCCAAAAAAAAAAAAAAAAAAAAAAAAGAAUUCCACUGAUAACCACCAAAAUCCGGUUAAGCUUUCAAUUCUCCGACUUUCCGAUAUUCCAAUCAAUCUCACUGCCUACAUUCUCCGACGGCUUCUCCCACUAAUUUCUCCGAUCCGGAAUUGAAGAUAUGCGUGGCCGUAUUGUGCUGCUGCUGAUGUGAUUUGAUGUGAGUUUCAAAGUGUGCAGAUUUUUUGCGGAAGAGUUUUGGACUUCUGUUGAUGGGUGCUCCUAAGCAGAAGUGGACACCAGAAGAAGAAGCGGCCCUUAAAGCUGGAGUUCUUAAACAUGGGGCAGGCAAAUGGCGCACAAUACUCUCGGACAAAGAGUUUGGUGCUAUCUUGCAUCUGCGUUCAAAUGUUGAUCUCAAGGACAAAUGGAGAAAUAUAAAUGUGACAGCAAUAUGGGGAUCUAGGCAGAAGGCUAAGCUUGCACUCAAAAGGACCACUCCAACCGCUAAAAAUGACAACAGCCCUUUGGCAGUGUCAACUGCAGUUCAAAGUAAUGAAGAAACUGCUGAUGCUAAGCCUCUUGCCAGUUCGGGUGGAAAAGUGCAGACUACUGAGUCAAAGCCACCGAUUGCGAGGUUGGAUCAUCUCAUAUUUGAGGCUAUUACAAAUUUGAAGGAGCCAAGGGGCUCUGACAGAAACACAAUCACUACGUACAUAGAGGAUCAAUAUUGGGCACCAUCAAACCUUAGCAAGCUACUGUCCACAAAGUUAAAGCACAUGACAGCCAAUGGAAAACUAGUUAAGGUAAAGCAUAGAUACAGAAUUCCACCAAAUUCAGCUACUUCUGAAAAAAGAAGAAACUCUUCAACAUUGCUCUCGGAGGGAAAGCAGAAGGAUUCUACGAGAGCAGAUAAAAGUGUGGUCAGCAUUCUUACCAAAUCACAAGUUGAUGCAGAGCUAACCAUGAUCAGGAGCAUGACUGCACAAGAGGCUGCUGCUGCUGCUGCACAAGCAGUUGCCGAGGCAGAAGCUGCCAUUGCAGCUGCUGAAGAGGCAGCACGGGAGGCAGAGGCAGCAGAAGCUGAAGCCGAAGCAGCACAAGUUUUUGCAAAGGCAGCAGUGAAAGCAUUGAAAUGUAGAAGACUUGAUCUUGAUAUGAAACUCGCACAUGGGUAACUCAGUUGUUCAGCGACAACCAUGCAUGGAAUGGCUUAUGCUGGUGCAGCUAUGUCUGCUAAUGUAAAUAGAAUGAGCUUCCAUAUCUGGAGAAUGGAAACUUUGUGAUUUUUUUUUUUUACUUUCUUUUCAGUUCCAGGUAUCAUUUUGUAAGGAGCUUAGAGAUGUUCUGAUUUUCGGAUAUAACAAUGGAGUGUAUCAGUAAAACUAGUGGAACUAAGAGAUGGUUUUCUGUUUUUUGGUGAA